Trichobilharzia regenti is the source of this 395-nucleotide messenger RNA. The record is from the annotation of a GenBank genome assembly. Lineage: Eukaryota; Metazoa; Platyhelminthes; Trematoda; Strigeidida; Schistosomatidae.
GGAGGAUCAAAUGUAUAUAUAUUUACUACAAACAACGUGUUAUUAUUGUAUAUGAGACAGUAUUUUUGUUUUUUUACGCCUUAUUUAAAAUAAUAUCAGUGAAAAUUAGGCAUUGUCUGUGAGAUCAUUCGCUUUACUUUUGGGCAAAGCAUUUACUCGUUAACACUGUUAUCAUCAGUUAACCCCGGUCUAAUUAAUUGAUUACAUACAAUUCAUUGGAAGGGAUUUAAACAAUGUGCUUUAUCUCAUUAAUAUCGUUCUUGUGUCGUAAUACUUGUGGACGACUUAUGAAACGUAAAAAGAAUCCAUCAGAGCGUAGUGUGGGUCGGGCAAUUGUCGAUCAAAUGGCAUUAUUUCGGCGUGCUCCUGGUCCAUCUUAUGUUCCAAGAUAUUGA